AUGGAUGGAUUCGAGGAAUUUCUUGCAGUACGAGGUGUCCAGCGAUCAUUGAUUAGUCAACAAAACACAACAAGAUAUGAUCAUGUGAGGUACAGACCUCAGGGAAGGGACACUUUUGACCUGUCCGAAGACGAAUACAUGGAUGAAGGCGAGAUGAUUCAGAAUAUUUCCAAUGACAACGAAGUUCAAGCAGAUGGAUUUAACACGGAAUCUGAAGAUGGAUUUAACCCGGAAUCUGAAGAUGGAUUUGAUACAGUGGGAAUGUGGAGUGAGGAAAAUCGAACUGAUGAUCGUUCAGACAAUGGAGAUGGGUAUGUACUGGUAAUUCUUCCGCAACUUGCAAAUCAUGACACUUUAGUGGAACAUCCUAUGGCAAGUAUGGAAACAGAAGAUUUCGCAAGUCGGUUCGGAGUGGGAACAAACGUGGGUGAAGUUAGCAACCCGGAGCAAAGAUUGAGGAUACAUGAAGAUGAAAUUCUGGAGGAUUUCGAUCUGCAUUUUAAUGCCAUUAACUUCACCUCCUCUGGUAUAAGUAGAUCUACCAUAUCUCGUCUUGGUCAAAUUGAUCGCAACUACAAGUAUACAGAGAAACCCCUGUCAAGUGUGAAAUUCAAAUAUCCUAUCUUACAUGAUAAAGCAAACUUUAUUUACUCCCCGCCAGUACGCAAACUUGACAGGGACAGCAGCUAUCAGGUUAAAAUUGAACGUGAUCGAAACGAGUUUCUACUACAACAAGCUCCAGCAGAAAAGUUUCACAAUGGAUUGAAAUUAAGGGCAAUCGGAGAAACAACAUUGACCCCAAUGAAAGACUGUAUGAGGUAUAGGAAUAAUUUAAGUUGCAUAUUUUCCCAAGACAGUGAUUACCUUGUUAUUGGUGUUGGGUCUUGGCUAAAUAUAUAUGACUUUGAUCCAAUAAAAAAUUUGCCAAAUGGAAAACCUCGUUUACGAUUUGACACCAAACCUUCAUUUUCGUCAACUACGGACCAAGUAGUUUCCACGUGGCCGCAUUUCCCACAUGGUAUAAAUUUUAUCAGAAGUUGUCAGUUCCUUGGCAAGACUGUUGUUUGCGCAUGUGUUGACGAUGGACGUUUGUUAAUAUGGUUUGCCGAACGAUUUAUUGAACAAAUGAAACCACUUGAUCCUUCAGGAGAGAGAGACGAUUUCAGAAAUUUAGCUAUAUCACCAGAUUUCAAGUUGAGGUUAAGUGCUUCAGUAUGGGGACUUGAUAUAAGGGAAAACAUCAUUGUUGCUUCAGACAACUCGCAAAGUGUUGUUUUGUUGUUCUAUCAUGAGUUGGACGGGAGGUUUUAUCAUGUAAAAUCACAACAAGUGUUACAUAAUGUUCCCAGUGUAUCCAUAGUAAAGUACACGGAGGAAACCAUCCACGUUGCUUGUGCCUCCAUUUCUGGAGAACUAAUAAUUUUUGAGUUCCAUUUUGUACUCAAUGCGGGACCAUUGGACAAGUCAGCUUUGGAUUUUUUCACAAAUGGAAGGGUAUACUACACAGAUCCCUUGAUUGAGUCCUUGGAGUAUGGUAACGGAGAUGACGAUGUGUAUCGUCGUCACCGGAAUCAUGAUCUAUACGAUGAUUUGAUCAGUCGCGGGAAUAACGUCUUCAAAAGAGUUUGCUUUCAAGAGCCUUUGAUUGUGUCACGUUGUGUUUUGAACGAGGAUUGCUGGACGGUCCAACCUUUCCAUCACAAUUGGUUUCUACCGGUUGGGUCAUUGCAAUCGGUUUUCGGUGAUUGCGAAAUUGACGAUGAAAAGGAGCAAUCACGAAUUAUAGCAGAAAGUGCAAUCUUGAAAGGGAAACGUGGUCACAAGUCACACGAGGAGAGAAUUGAUGACAGUGAGAGUGAUGGGAUCAUUGGUAAUCAAACAAGUCUUGGUGUUGCUGCAAAGUACCAAUUUUACAAAUCAGAGUCUAUAGAUUUCAAUGGUGUUGCAGAUCCUACUAUUCGGAUCCCGCCAGUUGCUAAAAUGACAAACAUCAGUGAUGAAUAUAAACGAAUUCACAGAGACUUUAUACUUUACGAAAAGAGGCGAAACCUUGUUGACGAUUUCUUGGUUGUGACUACAUCAAAGAAAGCUGCGUUGUUCAAAUAUCCAUCCUUGUAUUGUCCUUGCGCUACUAAUCCGUUGUUCAACUUGGAUUUGGGGCGGAAGCAAGAUAGUUGUUAUUCAAAUAGACUUUCUAUUUCAGCUGUGAUACCAGAAUUGUCAUGCUUUAUUGCCGUUUCCCAGCAAGGUAUGGUGACGAUUAUGAGAUUAUGCACAUACAGAGGGGUAUAUGGAAUGAGGCAAGAACAUGUUUUCCCCAAUGCUUUUAGGAUGGCAGUUGCUGAAACUGGUGAUUAUAGAAGCAUUGUUGGAUUGAGUGUACGAGAAAAAGGUAGUCAAGAAGGUGCCAAUAAUGGGGAUUGCGAUUGUGGCAUUGUUGGAGGUGAGAAGAACAGUCCGUCGUUUUUGCUUCAUAUAUUAUAUGACGAUGGUACCCUUUUUGGUUAUGAUUUAAAAGAGUAG
Lodderomyces parapsilosis is the source of this 2523-nucleotide messenger RNA. RefSeq lists its product as uncharacterized. Gene Ontology annotation, molecular function: protein binding. The transcript has a single exon. NCBI's taxonomy places the organism in Eukaryota, Fungi, Ascomycota, Pichiomycetes, Serinales, Debaryomycetaceae. Bases 1 to 2523 code for a protein of 840 amino acids. The record is from RefSeq and is a predicted model, not a curated record.